AUGCCUUCCAUCAAAUCACUUCUCAUUACACUCUUUGUCACGGGCAGCCUGGCAGCGCCACUCGUUGCCCGUUUCGACAGCCACGACACCAAGGUCGGUACUGUCAUUACUCCCCUGCAGAACGGCUCUGAGACAGUGGGAGAACUUGCCGAGCUGCAAGCCCGCGGGGAAGAAGCCGACCUUGAUGAUGAAGUUGUUCCCCGCGAUAUACGCGAGGAGUAUCUCGGUGAGGCAGAGGGCGGCGAGUUGUCCCGCCGCAACGAGAACUUUGAGGAAGACGAAGUUGAGAACGUCAUCUCCGCCCGCGCAAACAAAAACGAGAAGGCAAUAAAAAACGUUGAAAAACAGAAGAAGAUAGACCAAGCUGAGCUAGCUGCCAUCAACAAGCAGCUGAAGGCGCAGAAGAAGACCUCUGCCAAGGAAGUUGACAGAGCCGAAGACCGGAUUGCUGAUGCUCGCAAGGCUGUGAAAGCCGCCAAGACUGAUAAGGCCAGAACUGCGGCCACGAAUGUGCAGAAUAACGACAUUAAAAGAUUGAACCAAAUAAAGAAAGAAAAUGAGGUGGAAAGGGCCCAACUUCUGGCCGGAAAAAACAGGGAAACUAAAGAAAUUGCCGCCGGCAACCGGGAGCUCAAGAGACUCAGAAACGGUGGAAGAGUAGUCGAUGUCCCUGACACCCGCCCUCUGGUAGAAACGUCCCCUAUCCCCGUGAGAAAGACUGACAACAUCUACAUCCCGGCGGAUCCAUACCUUCCCUUGGGCGCCUAUUGA
Colletotrichum truncatum is the source of this 771-nucleotide messenger RNA. RefSeq lists its product as uncharacterized. NCBI's taxonomy places the organism in Eukaryota, Fungi, Ascomycota, Sordariomycetes, Glomerellales, Glomerellaceae. The record is from RefSeq and is a predicted model, not a curated record.